AUGAGCGAUGGGGGGAACGAGGCGGGCAGGCGCGCCCUCCUCCUGGGGGAUUCCCGCGGUUCCCCGGGGCGAACCCCGGACAAGGAGGCCCGCGCCGCGCUGGAGAGCGCACAGUCGCGCGGAGGGGCUGCCGGAGACGGCGACGGCGGCAUCGAGGACCUGACGGCAGGGACGUCGGCUUCCAGCCCCGGGUCCUCCAAGGAGUGCGUCCUGGAGACAGACAGACACCCCUCGGCGGGCGAGGCGGACUACUGCCGCCGGAUCCUGGUGCGAGAUGCCAAAGGAACCAUCCGGGAGAUUGUCCUUCCCAAAGGUUUGGACCUGGACCGUCCCAAGAGGACCCGGACCUCUUUCACCGCUGAGCAGCUCUACCGGUUAGAGCUGGAGUUUCAACGCUGCCAGUAUGUCGUGGGCAGGGAAAGGACAGAGCUAGCCAGGCAACUCAACCUCUCUGAGACACAGGUCAAGGUCUGGUUCCAGAAUCGCCGCACCAAGCAGAAGAAGGACCAGAGCAGGGACUCUGAGAAACACUCCGCCUCCACCUCCGAGUCUUUUGCCACAUGCAACAUCCUGAGGCUCUUGGAACAAGGGCGGCUUUUGUCCGUCCCGGCCCCUCCAACACUGCUCUCCCCGGGCUCCAACCCCAUCGGCUCCUCUUCUGGAAAUGGGUCCUCCUCCAUGGGCACGUCGGGGAACACCUCGACAGGCCUCAGCGGCAGGGGCAGCCCUCCCGGGACAGGGCCUUUCAGUUUGCAAGCCCCCUGUUUGGCCUCCUCGGCUUCCCCACGGCUCCCCACGGCCCCCCUCUGCUUCAGCGGUCCGCUGCUGGGGAGCCUGCAUGAAUUGCCGGGCGGUUAUGGACUGGGCACCUCAGCCUUUGAGCCUUACACGCGGCUGGACAGGAAAGACAAUGUGCUACCCAGCGGGAAGCCGAGCCCUUAA
Molecule: messenger RNA, 942 nt
Organism: Rhineura floridana
Lineage: Eukaryota; Metazoa; Chordata; Lepidosauria; Squamata; Rhineuridae
Gene: VAX2
Product: ventral anterior homeobox 2
Exons: 3
Coding region: 1-942 (313 amino acids)
Biological process (GO): central nervous system development; regulation of DNA-templated transcription; neuron differentiation
Molecular function (GO): DNA-binding transcription factor activity, RNA polymerase II-specific; DNA binding
Source: RefSeq, a predicted model, not a curated record